AUGGUUUACGGACUGCUAGUUGAAGCUCCUGACAGCUUUUGUAUCGAGCCAGUGGUGAACGCCCAUGGUUCAGACUGUUUCCUCACUUACCUUUUGUACUGUCUUUGCCACAGGGUCAUGUGGGGACACCCUUUCGACGUGUACUAUUGUUUUCUUAGUCUUGAGAUGUGCUUGAAAAGGAUAUCGCAGUUGUUGGCCGUGCCUCAUCAUCUACCUGUGCUCAGUUCUCUUUUACGCCAUGAACAGUCGGUGAAGAACGUGAUACAUACCAAAUGGGACAGUCCGUGCUGCGGCGUGCCAGAUUUAUGUGCUGCCAUCUUUCGACACUGGUUGCGUAUCAGAUCUGCUCUGGAGCAUCAGGCGAUUGAUUUCGAAACAAUCACUCUUUUUUACCUCACCGCCUAUCCGUGGUUCGUCCGAGGCAAAUUCCGCCUCUUGGCCGUACUAUUCGAAGAAUGCCCGCCGAAAACCUUAUUCCGUCUGGAGAGCAACAUUAUGUCUCAUCUGCAGAAAGCCGUGGCACCCAUACAUAUGGCGUCGCUGUCGGCGUCUUUGUGGAAAAUAAUCAUCACGAGACUUUCGAUCGAAAACGAGGCUGACUGCGCUCUCGAGCGAUAUAUCCGGUUCAUGGUUCGUUUAUUGCAUGAUUCCGAUAGAAUCACAGCUUCAAAUGUCAGCAGGUACUGGCUGCCGCUGGUUGCAAAGAUAUGUCCAAAAUCUCUGUACGCCUAUGUGCCGUAUUCGCCGAGUGACUUGAUCAAGUCGGAUUCGUCUUGUUUCACAUGGCAAGACGUGAAUUGGUUAAACCUGUGUAGCUUCGACGUCAGACCUUGCAAUGAGGCGAAAGUCGGUCACAACAUAAGCAAUGAACAAACACGCAUCUGGGCUUCCGUUGUCUUGCUCAAAGCCGCUGUCAUCGGCAGCCGUUCUUUCGAAGCGUUUGAUGUGGAAACUCUACGCUGUAUUUUGUUCUACCCUUCAGAUGAUGUACGGAUCGAAGCGUUUGAACUUCUUUGCAGUUUGAAGAAGACUUACAACGGGCCAGAAGUCGAAGAAGCUUGUACCUCGAUGGAUAGGUACUUCCUGAAAUGCGAAGAGUACCAAGCCGAGUUCGAGACUGAACUUUUCUCUGGAUCUGUGCUGGAACAAGAGAUCAAAGAAUGGGUGGCGUAUAAGAGCAGUAUUUGA
Soboliphyme baturini is the source of this 1188-nucleotide messenger RNA. NCBI's taxonomy places the organism in Eukaryota, Metazoa, Nematoda, Enoplea, Dioctophymatida, Soboliphymatidae. The record is from the annotation of a GenBank genome assembly.